AAUCGUCCUUGAAGGCAGCAGGAGUAGGCGGAUUAAACUUGGCUCCCAUUUGCACUCAGGAUUUGGGUACAUGAGAAUUCCAGUGCUAUGGAAAUCAGCGGGCUGUGGUCUGGAGUGCACGUCUGUGGGCUCUGUUAAAAAGCAGUUGAAACCUGAUCACUGAUAACACCACACUUAAAGUAUGGAUAUGAGUUACUCUGCAAGACCUCCAAUAGAGAGGAAAAUGAAGCCACGUGCUCCCCCUCCACCCUCAAUGCCCCAGCCUGCCCCUCGCAAGAUCUUCCGCAGUGCCGUCACCGAUGAAGGAGCCGCUCACGACACCAAGGAGAAUGUGGUACAGAGCACCGUGGACCUCCAGAUCACGCUGCCUAAUGGCUAUGGAACCAUGGUCACUGUGGAUGGGAGGAAAGCUCUGAUGGACGUGUUGGUGGACUUGUGCGCUCAGUACCACCUGAAUCCAGCUGAACACACCCUGGAGCUGGCGUCAACUGAAGGCCAGCCCAUAUCCUUUAAGCCCAACACUGUGCUGGGAACACUGGAUGCCAGCCGCGCCCUCAUCAAGGAGAGAACUCCAGAGGAGCGGAUACCCAGGAGACCCGCGCCCAAAGUGCCAGAGAAGACAGUGCGGCUGGUGGUGAACUACCACCGCGGGCAGAAGGCAGUGCUGCGUGUGAAUCCGUUUGUACCCCUGCAAAACCUUGUGCCUGCCAUCUGCCAGAAGUGUGAAUUCAACCCUGCACGUGUGCUCCUGCUCCGUGACGCCGUCAGCCAGCACGAACUGGACCUGCACAAGUCACUCACCGAUCUCGACAUCCGUGAGCUCUACGUACUCGACCAGACACUGGUUCUCCAGCCUAAAAUGGUCUCGGCUCCUGUCCUAAACUUCUCAGCAGAGUCUCUCAACGCCGACGCUCAAAGUGCCCGUGGAGGUGAGAAGAAAGGACUUCUGGGUUUGUUGAACUUAAAUCGGAGGAAAUCAAAGACAGAAGAGUUCUCUGAUGACAUGGAUCAGCACAAUGGCAGGCUACUGCAAAACACACACACUAACAUCAAUGGUCUGUCAGCAGUCAGCGGCGUGUGUGUUGGGGCUCGUCCUAACACUCUAGGCCAAUCACAGUCAGCCAUGAACCUAUCCAUGUCAUAUCCCAAAACAGAGUCGAAGAAACGGCGUGCUCCGGCUCCACCCCGUCCUUCGGCUUCUCCACUCGUGCAGAGACAAAUGCAGUGCAGUCCUGCACCGUUGGCACAGACAAAACCGAGCUCGCCAAGUCAGCUAAAGAAACGGAAAGCCCCGCGUCCUCCAUCCACCGUUCAUCCCACCACCUCUUUACCAGCUCCCGCCGUGGCUGCUGCCCAGGUACCCAGUGCUAUGGCGACAUCCGACGACUCCAUGUCUGAUCUGAGUCACAGCAUUGAGGACUCGGAACCAAAUGCCUCCAUCUGCAGCAGCAACAGCAGCGACGAUGCCGCUGAAUCCAGUAGCCUGGCCGAGGAAACCAUGGCCAAGCCGGUCAUUGAAGUAGCAACAGGCUUGACCUCCAAGGUGAGACCAGUUCCAGAACUGAAUCAACAACCAGCACGCAGAAGCUUUGUUAAGCGAGAGCCUGAGGAGAUGGAACCUGCACUGGAGCUUAAAAUGGACGAAGUGGAUAACAACCGUCACAGUGCGACAGUCUGGCUGCACACAGCGAAACAACAAGAAGCUGAGACAGUGUCCAUAUGCAGCACUGAGAGCUUGGCCGAUCAAGGUUAUGCGGCGUCGGAGGGCAUGGUUGACUCUCCAAGUACCUCACCUGAGGACACGGUUUCCCUGGGUCCUGAUUCCUCUCUGAGCCCCACCCAGCCUCAGGAAGACUGCGACAGUGAUGAGGGUUGUGCCACAUGGGGCUCGCACCACAGCAGCGGAAACAUGCGACCCGGGAACCAAACAGUCAAGAGAAAUGAUGGCUAUAAGAAAGACGCAGAGACGACUGCCCAGAUCCACUUAACCUUGGCUGAUUUGGAUGCAAAGUUGGCAGAUGAAGUGAAUCACUCAGAUGAGGCAUCUGUGUGCAUGGACGAUGAGAUCCCUGUGUCCGUGGUUGAUAUGGAUGUUCCAGUUACAGCCAUUGACGAAGUCCUUGAUGACAGUCCAACCAGUUUGAGUGCUUAUGAGGCAGCACUAUUGCACAGUAACCAGAACAAACAAGAUGGAUCAAGCAAGCCAAUCGUCGAUCUCCAAAAUAAAAACAACAAUGCUUGCAUGUCAAAGAAAGCAAGUAUUCGUCCGUCCCAAGCAAAUCAGUUUCAGUCAGAUGACAAGAAGCAGGAAACAAAGACGGUCACUGUAAGCCCAGGGAUUAAAGGUAAAAGUAAACCGGAUAAACAGAAGCUGCCAGAAGCAUCUCAAAGUCCUGCAAUGUCUACGGUUACCCGUAGUGCACAGAAUGUUCCUGAAAGCAGACUUUGGCCUCCACCAACAGUACAGAGCCAUAGCAAGGAAAACCCAGAAGUGGACAGAGCCUUGUUUGUUAAAGCACAAAAUUUGAUCAGCCAGACACCGACGUCUAGAUUUGGGUUGAAAACGUUUACCGUUGUCCCUACCAAACCAGUCGGGUCCCAAAAUCACGUCCAGUCAGAAGGCUCCUUGCGUAUAGGUGCCAUAAAAAUUGAUGAGUUGGGGAACAUGGUCACACCGAAAGAGACUGAAGAUAAAUCUAAUGACCUUCCUGAGGCAAAUGAUGACCGAGAUUCUCCACUCCUUGAUAAAGCUAAGGCCUUCUGGAGCUCAGCUAGGAAGGAGAAUUCAGCACCUACUGCCUAUAAAAGAGUUUCUGUAAAGACUGGAGAAGCUGGAAAACUACUGGAAACCCCCAUAUCAUUACCUGUAACAGUCACAUCGCAGCCUACAGAAAAAUCAAGUCUUAAAGAACCACCAAAGCAGGUCAGUGGGCCAAGCACCAACCUCGCAUCUGCAGUAAUGAAAAAGCUUGCCGUUUCAGAUCCUGCAGAAAAUAUCUUUUUCUCAGAGCACAGGAAGAAUCUUACUUUCCUCAAGCCUUCCAGACGAACUUCAAGUCAUUAUGUAGCUUCAGCUAUAACGAAGUACACAGAGAAUUCCUCAAGCAAGGUAGAUGGAGUUCAUAAGUUUCCAGAAUCAACAUCUGCUGGACAAAAGCAAUUAACUAGCCAAGACUGUAAGAAUGACCUAAGACCUGUGCAAGCAGUAUCAAGUCAUAAGGCCUCAAACACAUCUGCAAACUCUGUGCCUUUUCUUGCUGGCACCAAACCUUACGCAAGUUAUACUGCAAAAAAGCAGGAAGUCUCCAGGGAACCACAAAUCAUUGGUACAGACAUAUCUAGCACUAAAGCUCUCAAUUCCCACCCAGUAAAUAGCAAGCCUCAACAGCAAGCAUGGAUUUCUACAUGCUCCGAACCCACUCUGUCUUCAUCUAAAGAGCACAUGUCCAUGAAAAAGGCCCCAGGAAACUCUUUGCCUCUAAACAGUGCAAUAAACACCACCCAUCCAGCAGUAGCAAAGAAACCGGAGUUACAUAGUCUUGGUCUCCAGCCAAGUCCAUUUGGGCCAGUGAAAAAGUUUAAGCCUGUGGUCCCAAAGUCGGUGGAGAAGGAGACCUCUCUCCACAGUUCACUCAUGGAGGCAAUUCAGUCAAGAGAGGGAAUGGAACGUCUCAGAAAGAUAUCUGACUCUUCCAGAACAAGCACCUUGAAGAAGCCAUCUUGCGUGGAACCUGAAAAUGAACGUUCUGCUCUCCUUUCAGCCAUCCGAGCUGAAAGUAAUUCAGCAAGACUUAAGAAGACAAGUUCGUCAGCCGCUGUAGAACUGGAGCAGUUCAGGAAGUCUGAGGACAACAAGACCGAACAGACACAUACAAGUCCCCCAGCUCCUACUGUGUUUGUACCUCCACCACCACCAACCUUUACACCGCCGCCUCCUCCUGCUUUGUCCUUCAGCAAGCCGACUGUGAUGCUAACUGCAGGGGGAAACCCAGAGUCUGCCAGAGAAGCACUUCUGGAGGCCAUCCGCUCUGGCACUGGGGCUGAACGGCUUAGGAAAGUCCCGGUGGUAACAAAAACGGUUAAAGUGAAUGGCAGACUUGGCACCAUCCAGACGUCAGCAUCGCAUCCUCAAGAGCCUUAGAAGCUCUUUUGGGUUUUUUGUGCGUUCGUUUGUUUGUUUAAGAUUUAUUUGAGGAAUUUUCCCAUAGCCAAAUUUCUUGUUGCAUGCUAACUCCUUUGCUAAAUGUAUUGCAUAAUAGGAUUAUUUAUUUUGUUAAUAGUCGCAUGCUGCUUUAAGUCUGUGCCAAUCCUUUUUAGUUUUCAUUUUUGAAUGAGGAAUCUUUGUUUUAAGCAGGAAAACUUGUUCUGUACAUCUUUCACAUCAGUCUUUACAAAUCCUAAUAAUCUAAUCAGUAUUUUGAAGGCAUUUUCUGUUAACACAUACUGACUUUAGACUGUCACACUCAAACUUUAAUUUCAUUUGGAUGCGAGAUUAGAUUUUUUUUUUUUUUUUAAUCUGAUUUUAUUUUUAGCUUUUCGUUUUUAAUAGUAAUCACGAUGACAGUGAAGGUACUCAGUGCUAAUUGUUUGACUGGUCAUAAUGACUAUUUUUUUUUUCUUGAAGCAUUGUAGUUAUAUAUAAAGCAAAAGAAGCGCUUUUGUAAAUUGUUCAAAUUAAUGUAGCAAACACUUUGUCAUACUUGAUCAAAGAUUAAUUUCAUAAAUACCUAUUCAUACCUUUUUCGCCAUGCUGCUAUUUGAUAACAUUUUAUGCCAUUUUGAUCAGAAGGGGAAAUGAAAAGUAACUACACAUUAUAAUAAAUAUAUCCAAUAUAUCAUUUAAUAUAUAUGAAGUGGACUGCAUGACAGACCUAGAAAAGGUCUGGACAGGUCUAACUUUAAAAUCCAUGGGGUCUUAUGGAUGAGAUCAUCGGAACGGAAUUUUUUGAUAGUUGUAUAUUUUGUACCUGUUCAAAAUUAGAAAUUGCAUCUAUGAUCCAUUUUGAUUAGAUGCCACAAUGUUGGUAUACAUUUUUUAGCUUCUACUUUUGUACAUGACGUGUGCAAUAUUUUUUUUUUUGAAGAAUUACACAAAUUUAGAUAAAAUCACUAAAUCAAUAAACCAUUUUGUAAUCAAUGACAUGCAGGUUUUGUGCAGCUUUGUAUCAUCACAUUAUGUGUCCAUGUGUCGAAUUAGUACAGUAUAUUACACAAGCACUUCUGUUCUAACUCGUAUGUUUAGGGAAGAGAACCUAAACCAUGCAGGGAAAAUAUUCAUAUUCAAAGUCGAGUUCCACAACAGCUUAUGUCAAAUUUCAGGUUAUUAAAAUGAUCUGUGUGAAGUUCAUGUCUCCAAGAUUGCCAGAUUUUUUUUUUGCUACCACCUUUAAACACAAGCACUCGCUUUUAAACACGAAAAAAUAAAAUCUCAGGGUUAGAAAAUGCGGACUGAAUAAGGAAACUUGUGAGGGGUUUUGUUUGUUUGUUGUUUUGCUGUAAAAAUGCAAUACGAUGUA
Messenger RNA from Neoarius graeffei (lesser salmon catfish), 5516 nucleotides. RefSeq names its product cordon-bleu WH2 repeat protein (gene cobl). The transcript is spliced from 16 exons. NCBI's taxonomy places the organism in Eukaryota, Metazoa, Chordata, Actinopteri, Siluriformes, Ariidae. The record is from RefSeq and is a predicted model, not a curated record. Gene Ontology annotation, cellular component: ruffle; axonal growth cone; neuronal cell body. Gene Ontology annotation, molecular function: actin monomer binding. Bases 182 to 4141 code for a protein of 1319 amino acids. Gene Ontology annotation, biological process: signal transduction; actin filament network formation; actin filament polymerization.